Molecule: messenger RNA, 2574 nt
Organism: Gastrolobium bilobum
Lineage: Eukaryota; Viridiplantae; Streptophyta; Magnoliopsida; Fabales; Fabaceae
Product: linoleate 9S-lipoxygenase 6-like
Exons: 9
Coding region: 1-2574 (857 amino acids)
Biological process (GO): lipid oxidation
Molecular function (GO): metal ion binding; oxidoreductase activity, acting on single donors with incorporation of molecular oxygen, incorporation of two atoms of oxygen; protein binding
Source: RefSeq, a predicted model, not a curated record
AUGGAACACCCUAAAAGUCCUUCUAGUAUGCCAAAGUGUUCCUAUUCUGUCAAAAGCAAAAUUGUCAAUAACUUAAAUCCAACAUGCCAUUCUGGCAAACAAUUAACUCUCAAGGGGAAGUUAUUGAUCACCCAAAAUCAAAGGAAACCAAUACCUGGAAAAUUAGUUUCUAUUCAGAUAUAUAGUGGAACAGAAGUGGAUCCUUAUACAGGUAAAGGGAAGUUGAGUGAGAAAGCAUAUUUGAAGGAGGGUGGGAGCAAGAAACAUGAACAUGAUACACAAACCAUGAUAUAUAAAAUUAAAAUACAUGUUGACUCACAUUUUGGAACUCCAAGAGCUUUUGUGAUUCGAAACCAAUAUAAGAAGAAAUUCUUUCUUCAAUCUGCAUCUACUGAGACUUCUAACAAUUGCAUCAUUCACUUUGAUUGCAAUUCUUGGAUAUUUCCAAUCAAGAAGACUAGAGCAGAUCGACUCUUCUUCUCAAAUACUUGCUAUCUUCCAAGUCAGACACCUAGAGCUCUAGUGGAACUAAGAAAGGAAGAGCUUGAUAGAUUGAGGGGUAAUGGAAUUGGAGAAAGGAAGAAAUGGGAUAGAAUCUAUGAUUAUGACUGCUAUAAUGACCUUGGUGAUCCUGACAAAGGUCCAGAGCAUCUUAGACCUAUCCUUGGUGGUUCAAGGUUAUAUCCAUAUCCUCGUAGAGGGAGAACAGGUCGAAAACAUAGUACAUCAGGUCAAUCUACUGAGGGAAGGCCACAAGCAAUGAAUUUUGACAUAUAUGUUCCUUCAGAUGAGAGAUUUAGCCCCAAUAAAUUGAAGGAUCACAAAUCAAAUUGUAUCCACGCCAUGGCACAUUUUCAAUCACCAAAGGAAGAAUCAUUACCUCAACGAAGUUCUAGCAGCUUUCAAUCAUUUGAAGAAAUACUUGACAUGUUCUCUAGCAAUAAAAACCAAACUAUAGAAGCAUGGAUCAUUGACAAGUUAAAGAAAAUGGUACCAGUUGAGCACUUAAAGGAAAUAACUCAUGCAAUCAAGGAAAACCGUCAAAAAUUUCCUAUCCCUCAAAUCAUAUCUGAAAAUGAAUGGGCUUGGGAAGAUGAUAUGGAGUUUGGAAGACAAAUGCUUGCAGGAACUCACCCUGUUAGAAUCAAGUGCUUGACGACAUUCCCACCUGCAAACAAGUUCGGAGUAAAGAGUUCAAUAAGAAGAUCAAUCAUAGAACAGAAGCUUGAAGGAUGGACAUUUCCUCAGGCAAUGGAACAGAGAAGAAUAUUCAUGCUGGACCACCAUGACUAUCUCAUUCCAUAUUUGAACAGAAUAAACACAAAUGGGGUUUGUGCUUAUGCAUCAAGGACACUACUAUUCUUAAGGAGUGAUGGCAUGCUUAAGCCAUUAGUAAUAGAACUUAGCUUGCCAGGCUCAUCUUUUAUACAUGAAAUUCAAAGAAUUUUUCUUCCAGCCAAACAAGGAAUACAAGCAGCAUUUUGGCAGCUAGCUAAAGCUCAUGUUUUAGCUAAUGAUGCUGUUUACCAUCAACUAAUUACUCAUUGGUUAUACACACAUGCAGUUGUUGAACCAUUUAUCAUUGCCACCAAAAGAAGGCUAAGUGUUAUGCAUCCAAUCCAUAGGAUAUUGAAUCCUCAUUUCAAAGACACAAUGCACAUAAAUGCCUUAGCAAGACUUAUCCUUAUAAACUCAGGAGGAAUCCAUGAGAGAAUAUUAUUUCCUGGUGAAGUAUGUAUGCAAAUAUCUUGUGAACUUUAUAAAGAGUGGAGGUUUGAUGAACAAGGACUUCCCGCUGAUCUACUCAAAAGGGGCAUGGCUGUAGAAGAUCCAGACAUAAAUAACCCCACUGGGAUUCAACUUCUUUUGCUGGAUUAUCCCUAUGCCACUGAUGGGCUUGAAAUAUGGGUUGCCAUAAAACAAUGGGUCAAGGACUAUUGCUCAUUCUUCUACACAAAUGAUGAUGCCAUCAAGAAUGAUAUUGAACUCCAAGCCUGGUGGUCAGAAAUUAGAACUCUUGGACAUGGUGACAAGCACAGUGACAUAGGGUGGUAUCAAAUGACAACACUCUCAAACCUUGUAGACGCAUUAACAACUCUCAUAUGGAUUUCUUCAGCCAAACAUGCAUGUCUAAACUAUGGCCAAUAUGCAUACAAUGGUUACCCUCCAAAUCUUCCCACACUAUGCAGGAAGUUCAUUCCAAAAGAAGGAACAAUUGAAUUUGGUGAGUUCCUCAAGGACCCAGAUAAGUUUUUCAUCAAGAUGUUACCUGAAAGGUUUGAGAUGAGUCUUGCUUUGGCAUUGGAAGAUUUCCUCUCAUCACACCACACUUGUGAUGAAGUUUACUUGGGUUGCAAGUCAUCAUCACCUGGGUGGAUAGACAAUGAAUUGAUUCAAAACAGAUUUGCUGAGUUCAAAGAAGAACUAAGGGAGAUUGAAGAAAGGAUCAUGCAAAGAAAUAGAGAUCCCAAGCUUAAGAAUAGAAAUGGCCCUUCAAAAAUUGAUUACACUCUUUUGUACCCUGAGAUGUCUAGUUUUGGGUCAAGAAGAGGACCUAAUAGCAUAUCAGUUUAA